AUGCAGAAAAAUGAUUUCCAUUCAAAUGUUUCUUUAAUCAUUGAUCGCAUUAGAAAUGACAAGGAAAAAGCUUUUCAAUUCUUAAAUGAGAAAGAAGCUGCAAUUUGCAGAGAAAUACGUUCCAUUGAAAAGGUUAAGAAACUGCUCUACGAGGACAGAGAAAACCAAACACAAGAAAUUCAUUGUACAUCUGAGAAAAGCUUGGAGCGUAUUAGUAAUGCUAGCAGAAAAAGUAAAGUUGAGGUGUUCUUAGAAAUGAAAGAAGUGGAGAAGCAAUGCAAAGGUUUUGAAUCUAUGUUGGAUGAAAUUAAACAGAGUGAAAACUACAUCAUUAAAUUGAUAGAUGAUAAAGCUCUUCAAAAAUUUAUGCAAACAACAAAUCCGUUUGGAAAAAUAAACACUUGUAAAACGCCAAAGGUCAAUUUCCAAUCUGCAAGUGUAAAAUUUUCUAGCAGUAUCAAAGCAGAAGAUUGUCGAUUUACAGAUGUGUGUUCAUAUUGCAAGACCCACAUUCUGGCAUUAUCGGAAGAUAAAAAUAUGUACAUUUUUUCCUUAUCUGGUAAACUUAAAGACAAAACAAUGCUGUCUGGAAAACCCUGGGCACUCACAAAAUUCUUGAAGAAGAACGUUGCAGUAUCCAUAAGAUCGCCACACCGCUGCAUCCAAAUUUUUGAAAUCAAACCAUCAAGUUUGAAUCCACUGCCAACAAAAGAAAUACCAUUAGAAUUUGAACCUCUUGGAAUACAGUGGGAGGAUAACAUGUUUAUUGUGUCUUCAAAUGAUUCGAUGAUUCGAUGGAUAUCUGAUGAUGGAACAGUGAAACAAUCUGUCCCAGUGUCCAAAGGACCCAUCGCCGGUUUAUGUUGCCAGCACACACUUGAAAUAUUAUAUUUUACUAAUGAGUCCGAGAACAAGGUCAAUAUGGUUCAUUAUCCAAAGAGUUUAUGUUUCACUCAGACAAAAGAUAUUUUACCGCUCAAACAACCAGUUGGAUUGUGUUGUGAUUCACAGGACAACAUCUAUGUCGUUGGGUAUUCAUCCAAAAAUGUUGUUCAGGUGGAUCCAGAUGGAACCUUCGUGAGAGAGCUUAUACAUGAGUAG
Molecule: messenger RNA, 1101 nt
Organism: Saccostrea cuccullata (small rock oyster)
Lineage: Eukaryota; Metazoa; Mollusca; Bivalvia; Ostreida; Ostreidae
Exons: 1
Coding region: 1-1101 (366 amino acids)
Source: RefSeq, a predicted model, not a curated record